AUGUACUUCCCAGAUCUAUCCCAGCAUCCUCUGCGGCACAGGACCUCUUUUCGGCGAGGACAAAACAAGCAGCAUCUCAAGCAUUCCUUUUGCACAAAAAUAUGGCCGACAUGGUGGAUGAGAAGAUUAAAAACUAUAGGACGGCUCCUUUUGACGCCAGAUUCCCCAAUACAAACCAGACCCGCAACUGCUUUCAGAACUACCUGGAUUUUCACAGAUGCAACAAGGCCCUGUCAGCCAAAGGCCAAGAUGUGUCUCCCUGUCAGUGGUACCAGAGAGUCUACAAGAGCCUCUGUCCAAUGGGCUGGGUGUCUAAAUGGGACGAGCAGAUAGAAAGCGGAAGUUUUCCUGGGAGGAUCUGAAGUCACUAAAUGUUCCUGGUCACAGUUUUGUUUAGUUCAAACCUUUACCUCUGUAGUUUGCCUGAUCUCCAAAACAUCUGUCACUCUGCUGUUAUCAUCGUCAUCCGUGCAGCUAAAUGAAACUAAACACG
Messenger RNA from Cyprinodon variegatus (sheepshead minnow), 493 nucleotides. RefSeq names its product cytochrome c oxidase subunit 6B1. NCBI's taxonomy places the organism in Eukaryota, Metazoa, Chordata, Actinopteri, Cyprinodontiformes, Cyprinodontidae. Gene Ontology annotation, cellular component: mitochondrion; respiratory chain complex IV. The transcript is spliced from 4 exons. The record is from RefSeq and is a predicted model, not a curated record. The coding region runs from base 102 to 362 and encodes 86 amino acids.